Monomorium pharaonis (pharaoh ant) is the source of this 831-nucleotide messenger RNA. RefSeq lists its product as uncharacterized. Bases 1 to 831 code for a protein of 276 amino acids. Lineage: Eukaryota; Metazoa; Arthropoda; Insecta; Hymenoptera; Formicidae. The transcript has a single exon. The record is from RefSeq and is a predicted model, not a curated record.
AUGUCAUUAAAGACCUUCGAAAAGAUUCGCGCCAUUAAACCUGACAUUCAUCAUCAUCAGAGCUCUGUCAAAUCCUCCUUUCAUGGAAAAUCCAAAAAUAAUUUAGAUGCCAAUGUAAAAUCAUGUGGAAUUUGUUCCGGUAACCAUUAUAUGCUACAUUGUCCACAAUACGCCAACAAAACCGUGCAGCAACGAAUCAUUCUCAUCAAAAAACACCAGUUAUGUUUUAAUUGUCUUGGCCUUCAUAAGCUAAAUCAAUGUCGAACAUCAAAACGAUGUCAGAAGUGUGCCGCCAAACAUCACACUUCGAUUCAUAAAGCCUCUCAAGGAUAUGCCCAUAAGACGUCCGCAACCGCUGAAUCUGCCAUCAUCAGCGUAGCUCAACCUAAAACUCUACAUUCUUCAAUCGAGAAACCAUUUAACGUCCCCAACGUCUUAUUAGCAACAGCAUAUGUCAAAAUUGUUGCUCCAAAUGGAGAAAGUUUAAAGGCAAGAGCGUUGAUAGAUCAAGGUUCUGAAAUAUCAUUAAUAACCGAAAGAAUAGCGCAACGACUAAAAUUACGACGUUCCAAUUCAAACAUCCCUCUCAUAGGCAUUGGAGCUCAAAGAUCUACGAAAACCAAAAGAUCUACAACAUUCACGAUCGCGCCUCAUUACGAUUCAAACUUCCAGUGCAUCGUUUCAGCUCACAUAUUACCAAAGCUCACAACGUCCAUUCCUUCCGUUGCGGUGAACCCGAAGUCCUGGUCACAUCUAAGUGGUUUGAAAUUAGCUGAUCCGAAAUUUAAUAGUCCCGGCUUAAUAGAUUCUACUGGGCGCAGAGAUAUAUAG